AGACACGUUGUGCAUUUCUUUUAGUCGACAUGUCUGCUUCCUGUGUGUUGACAAAAAGUGCUAAAUAAACCACCUUUUUACCGCUGAAGUGACCUCCACCAUGGUACUUGUAGACUCCGAGUCGAUGAUUAUUCUUCGUGUCAAGGGACCGCUGGAGUUCAAAUGCCUGCUGGACAGCACAGAUGCAGAGCAUGUGCAGAGGACGGUCUCGAGAACAUUUCAGAGCCUUCGUUCCCAGGUGAAGUCGGACUCCUUUGUUCUUGUGGUCUGCAACAGUCCAGUUAUUAUUUGGCCAAAUAAAGAUGUUUWUGAAGAAAUAUCUCAAAAUACACCAUGCGACGAUGUAUUCCAGUGGAUACAAACAGAUGAACAGGAGACUAGUGGAAAGAGGUUUUGUUCUUCAAGAUGUGUUUCUGGGUUUGUACUUGAAUGCAAAGUGAAAUGUGUUUUUUUUUUUUUCUUAAAGAGUGUUCUAAACCUUUCCCUGAUGAUGGAAGUGACGAGGCCUGGUCCUCUCUCAGCCCCAGUCCUCAGCAAGACGGUUCAGAAAUCCCACUUCCUGUCUGCAACGCUUCCCAUGGACUGUGUUGUGCACACCAGCUGCAACAACACGAUCAAAGAUGCCUGUACACAAUUGGUGGAGGCGCUGACUCACCAGCUGAUUGAGAUGGAGACGUUGACCCUGCAGCAUAUGACGGGGCCGACGCUGCUCGUUCCAGAGCCGCUCCACUUUUUCCUACCAGAACCKAACGGGCUGGUGACCGUGGUGUUUCCAGCAGGAGUGCCUGACAAAGAAUUAGAGACACGGCGUAGGGAGUUACAUCAGCGAUUUAAUUUGCCGGAUGACUGGCCCUACUUUAGAAGAGCCAAUGCGUACCACUUUCCCAAUGAACCCUACAGGGACGGUUAUCUUCGAAACCCUCACACAGUUUUAACACACCCUUCUCUCGAUAAUGGAAAGGUGUACUUGGUCCAGGGAAUCUACAGCUACCACCACUACAUGCAGGAUCGGUUAGAUGAUAAYGGCUGGGGCUGUGCUUAUCGCUCCCUUCAGACCAUCUGCUCCUGGUUCCGGCAGCAAGGUUAUGUAGAGCGCUGUGUGCCCACUCACAGGGAGAUCCAGCAGGCCCUGGUGGAGGCUGGAGACAAGCAGGGAUCCUUCGUGGGGUCUCGUCAGUGGAUCGGCUCCAUUGAGGUUCAGGUUGUGCUGAACCAUCUGCUUGGGAUCACGUCUAAGAUCAUGUUUGUGAGUCAGGGAUCUGAGUUAUCAUCUAAAGGCAGAGAGCUGGCUAACCACUUCGUCACUGAAGGAACUCCUGUUAUGAUCGGUGGAGGAGUUUUGGCUCACACCAUCUUGGGUGUGGCCUGGAGCGARACGACAGGGCACAUCCGUUACCUCAUUUUAGAUCCUCAUUACACUGGAGGAGAAGACCUACAGGUCAUAACAGACAAGGGCUGGUGUGGCUGGAAAGGACCUGAGUUCUGGGAUCAGACUGCAUAUUACAACCUGUGUUUGCCUCAGAGGCCAAGGGUCAUCUGAGCUUUUAUGACUUCAUAUAGCAGCAACUAAUUACAGAAAAAUCUGAAAAAAAUAUGAAGGAUCUGUGUAAUAAUUUGUUUUAUGAAGAUUUUGGUAAUUUUCAUUAAGCCCUUCAUCAUUUAUUGACUUGUAAGAAAUACAACCAGAAAUAGAUGUUKAAUAUAAACUGUUUGAAACAUUUGGCACUGAUAUGUCAAAUACAAAUAUUUAAAUUAUGAUACAUUCUUUUGAAAAACAAUCCUAGUAACUGUGUUUAUUUCAACAGUUUUGUUCAUGCAUUACUAUUUGUUGGACAAAUAAACUCCCAAAAGUGACACUAAAUAAAGUUGUUAAAAGUGUG
Messenger RNA from Austrofundulus limnaeus, 1880 nucleotides. It is a transcript of the gene ufsp2, whose product is annotated as ufm1-specific peptidase 2. Gene Ontology annotation, cellular component: nucleus; endoplasmic reticulum. Gene Ontology annotation, biological process: proteolysis. Lineage: Eukaryota; Metazoa; Chordata; Actinopteri; Cyprinodontiformes; Rivulidae. The transcript is spliced from 12 exons. Gene Ontology annotation, molecular function: deUFMylase activity. The coding region runs from base 101 to 1540 and encodes 479 amino acids. The record is from RefSeq and is a predicted model, not a curated record.